CCCGCCAGGAGCGCGGCCGGCAUGAGCCAGGUGCCGAGGAAGCUGCCGGAGGAGGAAGAGGGGGACGAGGAGGAGGAAGAAGAGGAGGAGAUCGUGGGCUUGGCGGGCUAUGCCGACGGGGCCGAGUCCUUCUCGGACGGCGACGCGGAGAGCGGCGGCGAUGAGGCGUUUUUGGAUUUCAAUGAUCCCUUCAGUACUGAAGUUAAGCCAAGAAUCCUGCUCAUGGGAUUGAGAAGAAGUGGAAAGUCUUCCAUUCAGAAAGUUGUCUUUCACAAAAUGUCACCGAAUGAGACUCUGUUCUUGGAGAGCACAAACAAGAUCUGCAGAGAGGAUGUUUCCAACAGCUCCUUUGUCAACUUUCAGAUAUGGGAUUUUCCUGGGCAAAUUGACUUCUUUGACCCUACGUUUGAUUAUGAGAUGAUUUUCAGAGGCACUGGAGCACUGAUAUUUGUUAUUGAUUCUCAGGAUGAUUACAUGGAAGCAUUAGCUCGGCUACAUCUUACUGUGACCAGAGCCUAUAAAGUGAAUCCAGACAUCAACUUUGAAAUCUUUAUCCAUAAAGUGGAUGGUUUAUCUGAUGAUCACAAGAUUGAAACGCAGAGGGAUAUUCACCAGAGGGCAAAUGAUGACCUUGCAGAUGCUGGAUUGGAGAAGAUUCACCUCAGCUUUUAUCUGACAAGCAUAUAUGAUCAUUCUAUAUUUGAAGCAUUUAGUAAAGUGGUACAGAAACUGAUUCCACAGCUCCCAACACUGGAAAACCUGCUUAACAUCUUUAUUUCAAAUUCUGGGAUUGAAAAAGCAUUUUUAUUUGAUGUAGUCAGUAAGAUCUAUAUUGCAACAGACAGCACUCCAGUGGAUAUGCAAACUUACGAGCUCUGCUGUGAUAUGAUAGAUGUUGUGAUUGACAUUUCUUGUAUAUAUGGGCUUAAAGAUGAUGGCACUGGAACUCCUUAUGAUAAAGAAUCAAUGGCAAUCAUAAAACUGAAUAAUACAACUGUCCUUUAUUUAAAAGAGGUGACAAAAUUCCUCGCUCUUGUUUGUUUUGUCAGAGAAGAAAGCUUUGAGAGAAAAGGAUUAAUAGACUACAAUUUCCAUUGUUUUCGAAAAGCCAUACAAGAAGUAUUUGAAGUAAGAAUGAAAGUAGUAAGAUCUCGAAAACAUCAAAGCCACGUGCAAAAAAAUAAAAGACCCACUCCCAAUGGAACACCAAGAAUGCCAUUGUAACUGAGGUUUUCUGGCAAUGUGGCAAGCAAAGUUUCAUGAAGUUGACAUGAUCUUCUGCAUCUCAUUGCACUGAGUGAAGAGGAAAACAAAUGGGACUGAUGUAUUAUAUGAAUUUUUCCCGAACGUUCAGAAAGCACUGUUUAAAUAUUUUUAUCCAAUCAGUUUUUUUCAUAUAGUGAGCACUUUGAGCAAAAUGUUGUAUAUAUAAACAUUGAGGCGAGCAGUUGUAAGAAUUUUCUUAAUAUAUGCUGUAAACCUUUUUCAUGCCAUAUUAAGAAAAAACAGCUGUGACAGAAAUACUGGGUACAUAAUUUGCACUUUUUCAUGUUUUCCUUGUGGACUUGGACUUUGAUAAACUUAGUUUUUAUGGUGGUUUUGAUGCAUGGUGUCAGGUAAAAUGUAUGCUGUAGUUUAUUUACCUACUACAAUCAAAUUGGUUAGUAAACAAUUAAGAAAACUUGGUACAAUGUCUUUUUAAAUUUGUGACAGCUAAUACCUAACAUUCAUACAGAUCUAAUUUCAUAUAUUUUUCAAUUUGUAAACUGAAUAAUAAUAUUGAAGUAUUACAGCAAUAAACACCUUACCAGGGAUCAUAACUGGUAGGUAAAUAUUAGCUUUUAUAAAACAGGCUUUUGGCCAAAUUUCAUCCAGAGUUCUCCUUAACACUGGUCAUGCCCUCUCUUGGGUCUGGUUUUAUUAUUUACCUCAGCAUAUGCCACUAAAAUACCUUUCUAUAAAGAUGAUUGUUUUGUAAAAUGGCUCUAUGUUGCACUGGUAUUUUUAUAAGGCUUAUGUUGUAUCUGUAUGGCUGGAUUUACAUUGCUAAGUUUGUGUCAAGAGCCUGCACAUGUACAAUUGGUGCAAUGAAGAAUCUGUAUUUCCA
Messenger RNA from Cinclus cinclus, 2107 nucleotides. It is a transcript of the gene RRAGD, whose product is annotated as Ras related GTP binding D. Gene Ontology annotation, cellular component: nucleus; lysosome; Gtr1-Gtr2 GTPase complex. NCBI's taxonomy places the organism in Eukaryota, Metazoa, Chordata, Aves, Passeriformes, Cinclidae. Gene Ontology annotation, molecular function: GTPase activity; GTP binding. The record is from RefSeq and is a predicted model, not a curated record. Gene Ontology annotation, biological process: cellular response to amino acid stimulus; positive regulation of TOR signaling; regulation of autophagy. The transcript has 7 exons. Bases 22 to 1224 code for a protein of 400 amino acids.